AUGUUAUUUCUUCUUCAUCAUCAUCAUCAUCUUCUUCUUCUUCUUCUUCUUUUUCUUCUUCUUCUUCUUCUUCUUUUUCUUCUUGUUCACUUUAUUAUUCUGUUUUUCUUCUCUUUCUUUACCCUGUUCUACUACAGAACUUUGUCAUUAAGUGCUUUUUUUUCUUUGUUUCGUUAUUCUUCUAAAUUGCCGCUUUUUAAAGAAAAGCGCCAAUUUCUAUCAGCCAUAAUAGAAAGUUAUUACACGAAUUUAUCUAUCUAUCUAUCUAUCUAUCUAUCUAUCUAUCUAUCUAUCUAUCUUAGAGCGGGAUACAUAUAUGUACACAUCUAUCUAUCUAUCUAUCUAUCUAUCUAUCUAUCUAUCUAUAAUAAUAAUAAUAAUAAUAAUAAUAAUAAUAAUAAAGAUCUCGAAAAGUCAUUCUAUCUAUCUAUCUAUCUAUCUAUCUAUCUAUCUAUCUAUCUAUCGCAGUGUGUUCCUAUCUAUCUAUCUAUCUGUCUAUCUAUCUAUCUAUCUAUCUAUCUAUCUAUCUGUGUCAAUAACAUUCAGUCUAUCUAUCAACAGUCAUUUCAAUAUGUUGCACCUACAUCAUUAUAUCUAUAUCUAUCUAUAUAUAUAUCUAUCUAUCUAUCUAUCUAUCUAUCUAUCUAUCUAUCUAUCUAUCUAUCUAUCUAUCUCUCUCUCUCUCUCUCUAUAUAUAUAUAUAUAUAUAUAUAUAUAUAUAUAUAUAUAUGUGUCGUUACUAAUGAGUACGAAUUUUAUUGGUUAUCUCUCUGUCUCUCUCUCUCUCUGUCUGUCUGUCUGUCUCUCUGUCUAUCUCUCAAAUUAAUGGCUUCUAUCUAUCUAUCUAUCUAUCUAUCUAUCUAUCUAUCUAUCUAUCUAUCUAUCUAUCACAGACUGUUCAUUAUCUAUCAUCAUCUAUCUAUUCUAUCUAUCUAUCUAUCUAUCUAUCUAUCUAUCUAUCAUGUUCAUAUCUAUCUAUCUAUCUAUCUAUCUAUCUAUCUAUCUAUCAUCUAUCUAUCUAUCUAUUAUCUAUCUAUCACAGACUGUUUCAUUAUCUAUCUAUCUAUCUAUCUAUCUAUCUAUCUAUCUAUCUAUCUAUCUAUCUAUCUAAUUAGCUAG
This is a messenger RNA of Acanthosepion pharaonis, 1119 nucleotides long. The record is from the annotation of a GenBank genome assembly. NCBI's taxonomy places the organism in Eukaryota, Metazoa, Mollusca, Cephalopoda, Sepiida, Sepiidae.